This is a messenger RNA of Closterium sp. NIES-67, 5887 nucleotides long. The record is from the annotation of a GenBank genome assembly. NCBI's taxonomy places the organism in Eukaryota, Viridiplantae, Streptophyta, Zygnematophyceae, Desmidiales, Closteriaceae.
CCGGUUUCGCCUCACUGGGUCGACUGAACUGAGCAUUUUCGUAUCUCGGAGUGGAUAGCUGGCCAUCGUCUCCUUUGGGGUUACUUUUCCUGCCUGGCUUCGUCUUUUCACAUUAAGGCUAAUUACGGAAGUAACGUCAGACGUGCAGUUACAAUCGAUCCUCUACUCGAAUUGUUGAUUCUUGCCGAGCCUAUAGCACCCGGAACCUACCGUGUAGGAAGUUUCUUAUUUCUUCUGCAUUAGGUUUCACGGUAAUUGCCUGUGCGGCUUGAAUUACGUUAUGCCGUGCCUGAUCCCCGAAUGGCUAGGCCGGUCAGUUACGAAGCUCUGACGAUAGAUCCCUACAACUCGCCGGCGGGCUGCCUAGACAACUCUCUUGUUCGGUGUUGUUCUUCGCAAUCAGCUCAUCGCGACGAGCAAUUCUCUAUCGGUUGUGCUCUCGGCAUCCCCUCGUUCUGGAAGCUCAAGUCUAGGCAGCCUAUCCGCGCGUCUUUAUGAUUCUAAUCGAGGCCGAUCCGCCUGCUUCGGGAUCCCUCCCCUUCGUGCUCUUCGACCGGUUCCUUUCCGCUAGAUCCGCAUCCGCGCAUUCCGCCUUGUCUGCGGAGGCAGACAUCGCGGAGGACAGCGCCCGCGCGGAGUCCGCGUGCGCGGGCAUGGGGGCGGCGGACGGGGCGCAAGCGGCGGAACGGACAGCGCAGUUAGGCCCAGUUAUCAACGGGAAGGUUGUGAGUGAAGCGCUGGGCGCGGAGAUGGGACUGGCGGAAGGCUCGAGGCGGACGACCGCCGCGGCAGGAGCUGCAGCGACAUCGGCGAACGCGGGAACGGCUGGAGCAAGCGCUGCUGCUGCUGGCGGAGAUGCCACGUGUCGAAGCGAUGGCCCCGGUGGUUCUGCAAGCGCGGAGCGCAGCAGCGAACGAGCGAGCAGCGGGGGAGGGGCGAGCAGCAGCGGACGAGCGAGCGGGGGGGCCCGGGGGAAUAGUGGGGCUGACGGGGAGCGCGGCACGAAGGAGGCUUUGAAAGGUGAGGAAACAGGCGGGGAGAGAGGAGAGGGCGGAAGAACUGACGGUGCGGAGCGGGAGAACGAGGCAAGAAAGAAGGCCCGCGGGAGAGAGGCGGAGAGAGGGCGCAGGAUCAGCGGCGGCGCACGCAGAAAGGGCGGAGAGGGGCGCGCGGGGAGAAGUCACGGUGACACCGGUGGGGGUGAGGCAGUUGGCGGAGAGAGGGAGGCGGAAGGGGGGGAAGUGGGGGGAGAGGCCGGGGGAAGCAGCAGACUUGCGGACAAGGGAGGGGCGGUAUUAGACGGGCGGAGGGACGGCCAGACUGGCGGGCGUGUAGAUCUGCGGAUGAAUGUGCGGAAUGAUAUGCGCCGUAGCGAGGGUCAGCUGGAGGGAAGGGAAGGGGGAACUGGGAGCGGUGGUGGGAUGAAGGCUGAGGAACCGUUAGGUGCAGAGGUGGUAUCGAGAGGAGACGAUUUGGGGGUUGAUGAGGGGAGAGGCCGCGAGGGAGGGGAGGGAGGGGAAGGAGUGGAGGGAGUGGGUGUGAGGGGGAGAGGGAGCGAGGUGCAGGAGGCGGUGGGGCUGUGUGGAGUGGAGGAGAGCAUGCAGGACGCGGAAAUACUGUUCGCUGCUGCCAUGCGAGCGGUCAACGAAAUGCAGCUAGCUGCCUCUGCUGCCGCCGCUUCUUCCCCUACCACUGCCGCCGCCUCUUCCCCUACCACUGCCGCCGCCACCGGUGCUGCUGCUGCUGCUGCUGCGGGUGGUGCUUCUGCUCCUAGCCGGGGUAUUGCUGCUUCUAGUAUUGAAGCGGCUACUACCGGAGAUGGAGGCGCUAGAUGUUCCAGAGGUGCUGCAUUCACGGCAGGUGCGCCGUCGGCCGCGCCUGCUGCGCUUCCUGGCGCUUAUACUUGUGCUGCCGCACCAGUGUCUGCCGGCCCUUCAGCUGAAAGCCCGUCUCUAGGGAGCAGCAGCAGUCAGGGCACGGGGUCCGCUCCUGGCAGCUCCCAGACCCAGGCUCGCAGCAUCCAUCCGUAUAACAGCCUGUCGCCAGACGCGUCCGUAGGUGAUGCGUUGUUCUACACCCCGCCCUCUCUCUCUCUCGACGCUCUCGCCCUCCGUUCCUCUGCCGCUGGGGGCAGAACGGGCGGGGAUAUGGGAGCAGGAAGAGGAGCAACCGCCGCUGUGGCGGCGGCUGCGGCUGCGGCGGCAGCAGCAGCAUUGGCGGUUGGAGUGGAGAGUGCUGGGGGGGGGCUCCCGGCAAUCCUGCGGAAGAGAAGGCGCCGCAGUGACUCCUUCCUCGUGCAAAAUCCCUCAGAGGUAGCAGCUGCUGCAGCCGCAGGGGCAGGAGCAGGACGAGAAGUAGGAGCAGGACGAGAAGUAGGAGCAGGAGGAAGGGGAGCAGAUCUACUCGCAGCAGCAGCAGGUGGGGGUGGUGCGAAGGGGUUGGCGCAGGUGCUUGGAGCGGUAAGGAGUUCAAGGGCAGGUAGACAGGUAGGCCUGUCUGCUAGGCUGGGGCCCGCGCUAACUUCGCCCCCAGCCCUGGCAGGGGGCCGGCAGGGAGAGAGUGCCAUGGACUGGCAGGGGAAUGGGGAGGAGCGGGGGCACGAGAGGCAUGAGAGGGAGGAGGGGAAUGGGAGGCAGGAGAGGCACGAGGGGGACGAGAGGCAGCAAGCCCUGGCAGCAGAGAGUGUAUACAUGCUCCAACGGGAUUCGGACGGGGGCUGUGCUAUGGAAGGGUCGAUUCAAGCCUCUCCGCUUCCGCUGUUCCCGGCUCGCCCUUCGUCCGCCCUUGGAGCUGCUGCUCCUCUACCGUCACACCCGCUAGUGUCACAUUCGUUGGCAUCACAAUGGCAUAGGCCGCUCAGUCUGUUCCCUGCCACGGGUGGUGGGGGUGGUGGGGGUGGUGGGGGUGGUGGCCUCAGCGAUAGUAGUAGUGGGAUAGGGAAGAGUGCAUCGGCAUCAGCAUCAGCUGCAGCUGCAGCAGCAGCAGGGGCAUCGCUGGCAGCAGGUCCGCCUCAACUUAGCCUAGCUCUCACCAUCUCCGCUCACCCUGCUGCUGCUGGUGGUGAUGCAGCAGCUGCUGUUGCUGCUGCUGCUGCUGUUGCUGAUGCUCCAGGUGAGUCUGCUGGUGCUGCUGAUACUGGCGGCAAGGCCAACAGUAUGGCCUCUGGUUACAGCAGCGAUUCUGUUAACGCUGCUGCUGCUGCUGCUGCUGCCGCUGCGGCUGCUGCUGCUACUUGUGGAGACAAUAUGGCGGUGGAAAUGCAGCAGAGUGGGGUGGAGAGAGAGGAGGGGGGUCGAAGUAGGGGGCAGCAUGCGGAGGGUAAGGGAAGGCGUGCCAAGGGAGCGGAGGGGGUGAAGAGGAAGAGUAAGAAGAGGGAGAAUGAAAGCAGUAGGGCUGCAGCUGCUGGAGACGCUGGUAAUGCUGCUGCUGCUGCUGCUGCUGCUGCUGCUGCUGCUGCGGCUGCUGGUGCUGCUGGUGCUGGUGCUGGUGCUGGUUCUGCUGCUGAUGCUGGAAGGGAGGUUAUGGAAGCGAGUACUUCGGACUGGUUGCAUCGUGUGCCUAGCACAAGGAAGCACCCAAUAUCCACUGCACCUGCUUCAUCAGCUGCUGAGGCUACUGCGCCUGACUCUGCGACCACACCUGUUGAUGCUGCUGCUCUUGGUGCGGAAGAGAGGUGCUCUCCUUCCGCCUUUUCUCCCCCGCCGUCCCUUUUCCGCCCUGUGGCCAUUUCAGGGAGCUUGAAACUGGCACCAACAGCGCAAUCGGUUGCCGCUGCACAAUUUGCAGCGGCUCAGGCUACAGCAGCAGAUUUCGCAGCUGCACCAGCAGCGGAAUAUGCGGCAGCACCAGCAGCACAAUUUGCAACGACGCACACUCCACAGUUUGCAGCAGCAAAGGUAGCAGAAUUCGCAACAGCAACAGCAACAGCAGCAGCACAAGUUGCAGCAACACCACCGCCCAACGCAACAGCAGCGGGAGCAGGGUGGGGAGUGGAGUCAAUGGAUACAGUGGGAGCAGCAAUAGGGGCACGGGGAGAAAUGGGAGAAGUGGGAGCAGGAGUGGGAGCAGGAGUGGGAGCAGGAGUGGGAGGCAGCAAUCAGAGUGUGCAGUUCUCUCCGCUGGGCCCUGCCUUUGCAGCGCUUAGUGUGGCCGCGUCACCUGCCAGGCCAUCGUCCCUGCUGAAGCCCCAGCCGCUGCCUCACCACGAGUCCCACAUGGCACAUGCUCUCUCGGUGCCCCCAGAGGCGUUCUCCUCUCCUCCCUUCCGCCUGCGACGCCGACUCAUGGAUCAGCAGCACCCUCCUGCUCCCUCCGCCUCACUCCCCUUCCCUGCUGCGCCCGGCAUCCCGUCCCACCAGCACCUCCCUUACUCCUCCUCCUGCGUCCCCCCUCUCUCACCCGCCUCUGCCUUUGCCUCUGCUGCUGCACCUGCUUCGGCGUCUGCCACUGCUUCUGCACCGGCUUUUCCUGCACCACCACCAGCAGCAGCAGCAGCAGCAGGUGCUUCUGGAACAUCGCCUGCAAUUGCUCUUGGUUGUGCUUCUUCUUCGUCUGAUCCCCCUCCUCCUCCUCCUCCUCCGCUUGCUGCUGCUCCUCCUGAUCCUGCUGCUCCUCCUGAUCCUGCUGCUGAUGGUUCUUCUGCUGCGGAUUUCGUUCCUGCUGCGGCCGCCGCUGCUGUUUCUACUACACCCCCUGUGCGCCCCUCACACCCUCCACACCCCCUCUCCAUUCUCUCUGCACACAUGCCGCCCUGGGAUGCUCCAAGGCCGGGAAGUGGGGGAGGAGGAGGAGGGGGCGGUGCUGGUGGUGGGCUGCGAUUCCUGAGGGAAGUUCUGCCAGGCGGCGAGGAGCGUCUUUCAGUGGGGGAGGUUGGUCCUGGGCUCGCGAGUCUGAGGGACUCUCUGGCUGCGGCGCAGCAGAGGUGGUCGCUGGGGGGUUCUGAGCCUAGCGCCACCACCUCUGGUAAGCCUAAUGCUGCGGCUGGCAGUAACAGCAGCACUGUGUUCAGCUCGGGUACCGCACCAGCCACAGGCUCUACUGUUGCAGACACAGCAGCGGGAGCAGCAGGCGCAGCACUAGCACCACCACCACCGUCGCCGUCCCCCCCAUCUUCCUCCUCCAUCUCCCCAACCCCAGCCACAGCCGCUGGUUCGUCCAGUAGGGGUGGCGGUGCCGUGACAGCCAGAGGCAUGGGUCAUGCUGUGAACGCAAGGGCAGGCAUGGGCAUAAACAUGGGAAUGGGCAUAGGCAUGGGCUUGGGUGUGAGCUCGACUGUUGGUGCCUGGAGGGGCACAUGGCAGGGCAUGGGGGAUCAUGAAGGGAAUGGGCACGGGCAUGGCAAUGGCAAUGGCAGUGCCUAUGGUUCUGAGGUUGUAAGUGCCAUGGCUGGAAUUACCGGAGGAGCGGACCCACCAUUAGCCGAGACGCGAGGAGGUGGAGGAGGAGGAGGUGGGGGAGGGAGAGGAGGUAGGGGUACUGGUCGGGGGGGGGGUAGGGGAGGAGGUGGGGCAGUUGGACGGGGAGGGGGGGCACGAGAAGUGGAGGCAGGAGCAACAGUAGCGGCAGCAGCAGGUGGUAGCCCCGGGCCUGGUAGUAGGCUGUCUUAUGUGCACAUGAGAGCAAGCAGAGGAGGAACCAGCAGUGGAGCAGGCAGAUCUAGGUAGGCUUAGGCUACGAACGAAGGUAGUGGUUGGUUUUGGAAUCUCAGCAGCAUUACCUACAGUGUUGUGGUGGAUUUGGCGGGGUUAGUGAGGAGGGCACGUGUAGCCCUCCUGUCAUGCGUGUGGUUAGCAAUUAUCAUGUUUUUUUUCUCCCAGUGUUUUUCCGUGGCUGCCUUUCCCCUCCUGUAGCAUUGGCUGUCUAAAUUUUGUACGGUUGGCAAUAUUGU